GCGGCAGCGGCAGUGGCGGCGGCGAUUCAGUGGAGGAAGAUGGCGGCCCGGGGCGGCUUGGGGUCUCGCCUGCUGUGAGGACCCUCUCCCCCCCUCCCCCGAGUGCGGCAGACGCUGCCCGAGGCCGAGCGCCUCUGCCCCGGCCCUGUCCCGUACUCCGUCUUUACCGUCGCUGGCGAAGCAACCCGAGAGCGUGGUGCGGGCUGGGCCAGCUGUUGAGUGGAAUGUCAUGGCUAGCUCCUCGGACAGUGAAGAUGACAGUUUCAUGGCUGUGGACCAAGAAGAAAGUGUGCUGGAAGGGACAAUGGAGCAAGAUGAAGAGCCCCAGCCAGCAUUGGGAGUUGAGGAGACUAGGCAUAACAGGUCCAUGUUGGAACUGCCUGAAGAAGUUCUGGAGUAUAUCCUGUCCUUUCUCUCACCGUACCAGGAACAUAAAACUGCAGCCCUUGUCUGCAAACAGUGGUAUCGACUUAUCAAAGGUGUAGCCCACCAGUGUUACCAUGGUUUCAUGAAGGCUGUACAGGAAGGAAACAUUCAGUGGGAAAGUCGAACAUACCCUUAUCCUGGAACCCCGAUCACUCAGCGGUUCUCACACAGUGCAUGUUAUUAUGAUGCUAAUCAGUCUAUGUACGUGUUUGGAGGCUGUACCCAGAGCAGCUGCAAUGCUGCCUUCAAUGACCUCUGGAGACUUGACUUAAAUAGCAAAGAGUGGAUCCGACCUUUGGCUUCAGGGUCCUAUCCUUCUCCCAAAGCUGGAGCGACUCUGGUCGUGUACAAGGACUUGCUGGUGCUGUUUGGUGGGUGGACACGGCCGAGCCCUUAUCCCCUACACCAGCCAGAGAGAUUCUUCGAUGAAAUACACACUUACUCACCCUCAAAAAACUGGUGGAACUGCAUUGUGACAACCCAUGGACCACCUCCCAUGGCUGGCCACUCCUCCUGUGUGAUAGAUGAUAAAAUGAUUGUCUUUGGUGGCUCCUUAGGAUCCCGACAAAUGAGCAACGAUGUCUGGGUCCUGGACCUUGAGCAGUGGGCGUGGUCCAAGCCGAACAUCUCCGGCCCCAGCCCUCAUCCUAGAGGUGGCCAAUCUCAGAUUGUCAUAGAUGAUGCAACUAUCUUAAUCCUUGGAGGGUGUGGCGGUCCCAAUGCUCUGUUCAAGGAUGCAUGGCUGCUGCACAUGCACUCUGGUCCCUGGGCCUGGCAGCCACUCAAAGUAGAAAAUGAAGAUCACGGGGCCCCAGAACUGUGGUGCCACCCAGCUUGCCGGGUGGGGCAGUGUGUAGUGGUCUUCAGCCAAGCCCCUAGUGGAAGAGCACCACUGAGCCCCAGUUUGAACUCUCGCCCAUCACCCAUCAGUGCUACUCCUCCUGCCCUGCUCCCCGAAGCCCGAGAGUACCGUUCUCAGUCUCCAGUACGGGGUAUGGAUGAAGCUCCUUGUGUGAACGGUCGCUGGGGGACACUGAGGCCCAGGGCUCAGAGGCAGACCCCCUCAGGUUCCCGGGAAGGGAGUCUUUCCCCAGCCAGAGGAGAUGGCUCUCCCAUCCUCAAUGGCGGAAGUUUGUCUCCAGGAACAGCAGCUGCAGGUGGAUCUUCUUUGGACAGCCCUGUACAAGCUGUAUCUCCAAGCACUCCAUCUGCUGCUGAAGGAUAUGACCUAAAACUGGGCCUUUCUCUGGUCUCCCGACGAGGAUCACUGCCAGAUCAGAAAGAUCUGAGGUUAGGAUCCAUAGAUCUGAAUUGGGAUCUCAAACCUUCUUCCAGUAGCAAUCACAUGGAUGGUGUGGACAGCAGGACAGUUGGGGGAAGUGUGAGACAGCCUCCUGAGCAGACGAAUGGUGUGCACACCCCACCCCAUGUGGCCAGUGCUCUUGCUGGGGCUGUCUCCCCUGGUGCCCUGCGUCGGAGCCUGGAAGCCAUCAAAGCUAUGUCAUCCAAAGGCCCCUCUGCUUCUGCAGCAAUGAGUCCUCCUUUGGGGUCUUCUCCAGGUUCCCCUGGGAGCCAGAGCAGUGCAGAGACCGUGCCCAUCCCCCGCCCAGGGCCUGCUCAAGGGGAUGGGCAUUCCUUACCCCCCAUUGCCCGACGACUGGGCCACCACCCUCCACAGUCCCUAAAUGUUGGCAAACCCCUGUACCAGAGUAUGAACUGCAAGCCCAUGCAGAUGUACGUGCUGGACAUUAAAGACACCAAGGAGAAGGGACGGGUCAAAUGGAAAGUAUUUAAUAGCAGCUCUGUGGUGGGACCGCCUGAAACCAGCCUGCAUACAGUGGUACAAGGCAGGGGGGAACUCAUCAUAUUCGGAGGGCUCAUGGACAAGAAACAGAAUGUGAAAUACUAUCCAAAAACAAACGCCUUGUAUUUUGUGCGAGCAAAGAGAUAAUAUGUUCUAAACCCCUUCCCUUUCUGUGGCUUUUAAUUUGAAAUUUUCCAGUGUGCAAGCAUUUGGACUGAGAAUUGGGAAAACAACAAAAUUAUUCCCAUAAACCAAAACCCCAAAUCCCAACCUAACUCACUUCAGGUUGGGAUCAAAUCUCCAUUAAGAAGAAAAUUAUAUAUAAGUGUGUGUGUGUGUAUAUAUAUAUAUAAUUUAUAUAUAUAUACUCUGUUUACAGAAGGGGAGAGCUCUCCGCCCUGGUUCAGAUACGGUUGUUGCUGUGCUUUA
This is a messenger RNA of Chrysochloris asiatica (Cape golden mole), 2659 nucleotides long. It is a transcript of the gene FBXO42, whose product is annotated as F-box protein 42. Bases 230 to 2377 code for a protein of 715 amino acids. The transcript is spliced from 10 exons. The record is from RefSeq and is a predicted model, not a curated record. Gene Ontology annotation, molecular function: protein binding. Lineage: Eukaryota; Metazoa; Chordata; Mammalia; Afrosoricida; Chrysochloridae.